Bombyx mori (domestic silkworm) is the source of this 4566-nucleotide messenger RNA. Its product is annotated as apyrase. The transcript is spliced from 11 exons. Gene Ontology annotation, biological process: AMP catabolic process. NCBI's taxonomy places the organism in Eukaryota, Metazoa, Arthropoda, Insecta, Lepidoptera, Bombycidae. Gene Ontology annotation, molecular function: nucleotide binding; metal ion binding; 5'-nucleotidase activity. The record is from RefSeq and is a predicted model, not a curated record. Bases 2847 to 4175 code for a protein of 442 amino acids. Gene Ontology annotation, cellular component: plasma membrane.
CUGCUCGUUACACUCGCAGUGCACGGACGACUUGCGAUAAUUAGUGUUGGUUGCUAGCAAGGUCACGUAAGCCAUUUUGUUAUUAUUUUUGUAAAUUGAUUGUAGAAGUUUGCAGUAAUUGGUUUAGUAAUAAUAGUGUUGAUUGUACUUGUAUAGGUUAGAUUUUAUGAUCUGAGUUGUAAUUAUACGGAUCGUUUGUUAACUUAAUAAUUUCUUUAUAACAUUCCACUUCUGAUUCCUAAUAUCAGAAGUGGGAUAAAGGACUCAAAUAGCCCACAGUAGCGUAAAACUCUGAACUUUGUUUUGUUUUACAAUGACUGCUUACUUUGAUGCUUUCAUACUUUAUUUGUUAUUUUUAUUGUGUGAUUGCAAAUUUUAACUGUGAUAAUGAGACAUACUGAAACUCCUAGUACACGGAGGCGACCGUCUCGAGAUGAUUCUCGUAAUCGAAAACGACAUGCUUUCGCGAUCACAGAGAUGAUAGACAAAAUCGCGAUACGAACGAUAGAGGUCGUACUUCACGAGAUGGCUUACGGGUCCGAGACCAGCGUGAUUCUCGCAGUACUGAUGUGCGUCGGUCACGUGCUCGGGUUAGGCGCGGGUCGCGUAGUAGGGACCGCUCUCGUAGUGUGCCCGUCGCGGAAGGGCGAGAUCGCGCUCGCGCACGGUUGAACCUGCUGCGACACGUUCUAACGAUAAGGCGCGCGCUGAACAGACCACCGAUAUUCUACGGACAGUUACGACUCCCAUGUCGAAUAUCGUUGGUUCGCAACAAGGUCGCGUAGAAUCUAGUAUCCCUGGUUCUGAGGCGUCUACCCUCGCCAGUGCUUUAAUAGAACUUUAAUAGUGAUACGGGGCAUAAUGGGCCCUCAGGUUACAGCCGCGAACGCUAAUCUACUCACGAUUUGAUUUCAUUUUUAGUGGAGGUCAGGUUAGGCCGAGUCCUCAUAGGGUUCAGGCACUAAUUGAGUCACCAGUGACUCGUAAUGUCACACAGGUAGAUAAUUCCUGAGGUUGACUGCAUACUUCCGAAGGUGAAUUCGGGACUAUGUUGGCAAAAUGGUCAAUUCAACUUUUGAGAUUACAGCUCAUUCUGAACAUCACAAAAUGCAAGACAACAGACAUCCGCCCUGCAGCUUCUGGUAGGAACAGACUCCACCACACCUGUGGUGAGGACUCUAUUUAGUGAUGUCACGACUGAGGUGUUUCGGAGCCGUGAAGUUCGUCGAGAACUAGGUCGAGGUAGAGCUCAUCAAUUGGUACCAUGGAGUGAAAAGCGACAUGAUGCUCGCGUGGACAGGCACCGACGAGCAGCAGCCGUUUUUAAUGUCGAUAAUCUUGUUUUGGUAAUAACUCACAGUCUACAGGAAAUCUAGAUCCGGCAAUCCGUGGACCUUGCUGAAUGGUGAGGAUGGUGCCUCACGGGCAUUGUCGCCAGCUCGGGCCCCUCGAUGGUUCCUGCGACAGUAGCACGCAAGCGACGUGCCGGUAGCUGUGUAUUAUCGGUCGGCAGCGGCAGUUAUGUCAAAACUACACAGGCAGCUGCACAAUAUAUGGCAUCGUGACGGGGCGAGUGGACCCCUGAGACAUGUGCUGCCUUCUUUGAGAGUAAGCGAAGUUGAUGGUAACCAUUGUUCACAGAUAUACGUAUUCUUAUGGUGAACCUGAAGGGUGAGCUAUAGAUGAUUGCUCUCUAGUUACGUAUCCCUCACUCGGAGUCACGGUGAGAUGCCUCAAUACGAUUGGUCUAGGCUGGCGUAUUGAGAAGCCUCGGCACGUUUGAGUGUGGUCGGCGUGUCGGGAAGCUUCACACGUUUGAAUACGUUCUGCGUGUGGAAUGCACUCGUACGUUUUUAAUACGAUCUUCGUACGAGUGGGUCUGGGACCAUUUUACGUAUCCCUCACUCGUCUGAUUAAUUCUACACGGUGAGAUGCCUCAAUGCGAUCGGCCUAAGCUGGCGUAUUGAGAAGCCUCGGCACGUUUGAGUACUGUCGGCGUGCCGGGAAGCUUCACACGUUUGAAUAUGCUCUGCGUGUGGAAUGCACUCGUACGUUUUUAAUACGAUCUUCGUACGAGUGGGUCUGGGACCAUUUUACAGGGAUCACUGGUAACCAAAUGCAGAAGACAAUCAACGAAGGGCGACGCACACUGGCCCUUGGAUACUAACAGGAAUAUGCGCAUUAGGUUUUAUACUUUCGAGAGUGAUGUAUGUGUGUUAUAUGAGCAAGAUUUAUGACAAACGAUGUAUGAAUUAAUUGACUGUGGACAGGAUGAUUGUGCUGUAAGUUCGAGUGCCCCUAAGCUUCUCCGAAUUAUUGGUAAUGGUUUUGUUCUGUUUUAUAUGAUGGUGAUGAGAACACUAUGCAAACGAAGCCCGUUCCUUUGACCGGUCUGUCUAUGCCCUUGCUUGAUGACUACGUGGAGGCUAACCCGCCGACUUCUCCGGUGGCGGGUUCAAGCGGAACCCAAAGGAUUUGUGUCGAGGACGACUCAACGUCAGGAGAGGCCGUGUAAGGAGCCUCCGAAACAUCGUCAUCGAAUACUCGGCAAACCUAUAUAAGGAGGGUACUUAGAUAAUUCCGCACAUCCUGCUCGUUACACUCGCAGUGCACGGACGACUUGCGAUAAUUAGUGUUGGUUGCUAGCAAGAUUCGUAGAAACCAGCCCGGCAGGCACGACCUGUAAUCCAGCCGAGGCGCCAUGUAUCGGAGGAUUUGCUAGACUGGCUACUAAAGUGAGGGAGAGACAAGCAGCUGAACCAGAUUCCUUAUUACUAAAUGCAGGGGACAGUUUCCAAGGUACCAUAUGGUACAAUAUCUUGAGAUGGAACGUAACCCAAGACUUCAUGAAUAUGCUCAAACAUGACGCUCAUGUCUUAGGGAAUCACGAGUUCGACAAUGGUAUUGAAGGCGUAGUACCUUAUCUUGAGCACUUGGAUUCUCCUGUAGUCACUGCCAAUAUUAUUGAUGACGAUGAACCAACUAUCCAAGGGCUGUACAAACCAAGUAUUAUAGUAGAACGAGGCGGACGGAAGAUUGGUAUAAUCGGUGUUAUUAUUGCCAUCACUGACCAACUAGCAUCUACUGGAAGGCUGAGAUUUACUAAUGAAGUUGAAACAGUCAAAGCAGAAGCUGAGAAACUACACCAACAAGGAAUCAACAUCAUCAUAGUACUCUCACAUUGCGGUCUGGAUAUUGAUAAAGAACUAGCGGCAAAUGGCGGUCCUCACAUCGACAUCGUUGUAGGAGGCCACAGUCACACCCUGCUCUUUAAUGGCGAGCCUCCAGAGAACAGCGGGUUUGUCCCUCGUGGUCCCUAUCCGGUUAUAGUGGAUACUGAUGGCGGACCGGUACUGAUCGUUCAAGCCGCUGCGCAUACGCAGUUCCUUGGCGAGAUCAAGGUAUUCUUUGAUGAUUCAGGCAAUCUACUCGAUUGGGAAGGUCAUCCUCAUUACAUCGGAAAUAAAAUCGAACAAGCACCCGAUGUCCUAGAUAAGAUAAAAAUAUACCAACCAUUGGUCGAAGAACAAGCUUCAGUAGAAAUAGGUUCGUCGCUGGUGCAUUUAUCUUCAAGGUGCGCUUGUGGUGAAUGUAAUCUGGGCAGUUUUGUAUGUGACGCCUUCAUGCAUGAAGUCAUGGCCAGAGCUCAGGGUGAUAGCUGGCAUCAUGCCCAUUUUUGCGUUAUCAACCGAGGAAACGUUAGGAUGGAUAUCGCACCCGGAAAAAUAACAUUCGAAUCAGUGAUCGUAUCUACACCGUUCGAAAACAACGUCGAGGUUUUCGAUUUAAGAGGAGACCACAUUAUGGAAAUGCUCGAAUUUUCUGUCGCUAAUGUACCGUUUGCUGGUGCGAAAAUGUUGCAAGUCUCUGGAUUGUUGCUGACAUUCGACGGGUCGAGGCCGCUAAAUGAACGCGUCCUGAACGUGGCCGUCAGGUGCAUCGCCUGCGACGUCCCCAGAUACGAACCGCUGGAGCUUGACAAGUAUUACAGAGUUGUCUCCCAGAGUUUCAUCGGAGCCGGCGGAGAUGGAUUCACAAUGAUUUCAAACAACCGUAAGAACGUCGCAGUCGUGGGCGUCGACUAUGAUCUGCUGAUGAAGUACGUGAGGCACCGGUCUCCAGUUUUCGCGGACGUAGAUGGAAGGAUAUACAUCGACAAUCCUUGUGUAGUUUGACAUGUAUACACAGUUUACAUGAUUAUUAAGUAGUUUCAUUCACUCUUGUUAAGCUAAUUGUUAGUAGCUGAUAUAACUAUUAUGGUUUCUUGGAGUAUAGAAAAAUAUUUGAGGAUAGAUCUUAAAGUUUCUUCAUAAUUAUUUUUUCUAGGAUCUAGGUACUUCCGACUUGUGAUAAACACGAUUUGACGGUAAAUUUUAGAUCUUAUUAUUUCAAUCCAUGAAUGUAUCUUGAGUUUUAAAUAUAUUUAACUUUGAAAAGACAAUAUAGAUAUAUAUAAAUACAUUGCAUAUAAAGUAUACUCGUAUGUAAUGUGUACUAAUUAAAAAAAUUUUUUGUUUAUGUAAGAAGAAAUCGUUAAAUGAUAUUAAUUAAAUUAUUAUAUAUUAA